Phacochoerus africanus (Common warthog) is the source of this 2002-nucleotide messenger RNA. Its product is annotated as coiled-coil domain-containing protein 144B-like. NCBI's taxonomy places the organism in Eukaryota, Metazoa, Chordata, Mammalia, Artiodactyla, Suidae. The transcript has a single exon. The coding region runs from base 306 to 1436 and encodes 376 amino acids. The record is from RefSeq and is a predicted model, not a curated record.
GAUCUAACAUAUAUGAAUUGUUCAGUUCAAACAGUAACAAAAUUAGGUUUGUGAGUUCAUGCUUUUCUCCUUAUUUCAGGCUAAGGCAAGUUAUUUUUCAGUUCUUAGUAGUAACCCGGUGAUUUCUGAGUAGCUAAACAUAGAUUAAGAAGUUUCACAGUUAAAUUUUAAUUCUUUCCUAAUUUCUCUUUAUCCGUACUUGAUUACCUAAGGAUAAAGUUAUUAUACAAUCAUGUACCCUGACAGAAAAGACAGCUGAAAGUCAAAUCAAGCCAAAUAAGCUUCUGCUUUUACAUCUGCAAAAAAUGCCUCAAGAACCAGAAACGAAUAAGGAAUGUGGUAGAGAGGACCUGUCUGUAUAUUCAGGACUUCCUUGUGUGGAAAAGUGUGAGGAAAUGUGGAACAAGCAAGGCAAAUUAGAGUGGAAAAAUAACUUAAAACGCGUCACAGAGGAGUUAAAACAGAAGUUUGGUGCAAUUUGUGAAAAAUGCAAAAUUCCUCUUGGUCCUGAGGAAGAGCCACCGCAUGAUAACUCCAGAAAAGGAGCAGACAUACAGGAAACACUCUCUACUUUGACAAAAAAUACACUGGAUGGUGAGGAAAAAGAUGCUGGAGUAUCUAUCUCUGUAGUAUUCCAGGCAUUUCCUCAACAGAAAGGGCCCAGUCUUGAAAAUGUUUCUCCAUCGUAUUCACACUCUGGGUCCCCAGCAUACGCUUGUCAGUCAUCUUCAAAGCUUUAUUUAAGUGAAAAUAAAUUAAACUAUAAAAGUGAUCAGCCAGACACUGAACACGUUUUUAACAGACACAAGGAGAGUUUUUAUAAUGGUACAGAAAAUAAAAAAGGAAGGACCCCAGUAGUUAUUUUUGAAGUGAAAGAAGACCAAGAGUUUGAUAUGCAAAUGUUACAAAGCAGAACUCAAUGUACCACUAAUUGGAAAUCAGACAUUGGACACCUAUCUCAGUCUGGUGAUCCCAAAAGCCCUUUUGAUUUGUGGCUUGCCCGCUCCAGUGAAAUGAAACACAUGAUUCACAUAAAAAGUGACGGUAUUUCUGCUGUUACAAAUACUUCUAAGAAAACCAAACCAGUACAAGACUGGUUCCAGAGGUCCUUGCAUACAGAUAAUUGCAGUGCUAAUAACUAUAAAAGCAUGGAACCCGAAUUAGGAAAUGGGAGUUCUCCAUCGAAUAGUAACAGAACAUCCAAAGUAUAUCUAAGCGAAGAAUUACAGCAAGAUAUGCAAAGGUUUAAGAAUGAGAUAGGCAUGUUACAAGUAGAGUUCCUGGCUUUGGAACAAGAGAAAAUUCAACUUCAGAAAGAGGUAGAGGUUCAUUUGCUGCAGCUUUGUUUUUGUCUCUUUGUCAGUUAUCUGAUCCAUUCUGAUUUUUCCACUUACGAACAUAGCUUAUGUAUAAAAUGGGGUUAUCUAUACAUGUAAUUGCAUAGAAAGAGGUUAUUUGUGCCACCUAAAUAAGAGAAGUUCAGGAAAAUAUUUUCAUGGGUUUUGUUCCUUAAUCAACCUAAGUCUCUCUCUGUCAUUCUUUCCUGUUGACUGGGAAACUAAUUUAGCACUAUGUGACUUCUGAGCCAGAAUAAGCACAAAGGAAAUUGCUUAAGAAAUAUAUUAAGCUAGAGUUUUGGGGUCUCCCCCUUUAAAACCUAUUGGCUUAAAUUUAAAUUGCAUUUUCAUAGAAUGAGAAGGAAGCGGUGAAUGAGAGAAGGGACAUAAACACAUAUUUCCACUAAAAUAAUCUAUUCACUGUGCUGUAAUGUGUGCAAUCUUACCUGCUUUUCUCAGUCCCUUGGGACUUAGAAUUCCAACAUGUCCACUUCAAGAUAUUUUUAAUAACAAACGCAUGUAUUCUUACAUAUUCUUUAUUCACCAUUCUAAGCUGUUUCUAUUGAGUCAGACCUGUAUAUUUUGUUGUUAUUUUAUAAAAUGUAGUAAGGUUUGACAUGUAUAAUUUUAUCGGGUAGGUGGUAUAAACCCUCAGCAAAAAAAAA